AUGUGCCGUUGUCUGUUGUCCAAGCGUCGUUUUUUGGUCGUCGUCGGCCGCACUUAUGACGUUUUAAACAGCCAUCAUCGUCUCCAACGAUUCUACUCGAACAGGAACGUGUUGAAAUUAUAUGAACGACAAAUCUUACAAAACAUGUUUCCUGAUAAUUCUAGCAAUGAAAUAAUUGAUGUAUUGACAAAAAAAAAACAAUGUGUUUAUGCUGGAUUUGACCCAACAGCGGACAGUUUACAUAUAGGAAACUUACUUGUCAUUAUAAACCUAUUACAUUGGCAACGUGCUAAUCAUAAAGUUAUAGCAUUGAUUGGUGGAGCUACAGCCCAAAUAGGUGAUCCAAGUGGAAAAUCAAAGGAUCGAGAUAAACAGUCUUCACAGACGCUGUCCCAUAAUAUUAAAGGCAUUACCCGUAGUUUACAAUCCAUAUUUGACAAUCAUGCCAAAUACUUUUGGAAACAUAAAGAUCCUCUGCCAGAACCAAUUAUAGUCAAUAACAUGGAAUGGUAUAAAGGAAUUGGUGUCAUUGACUUUAUGAACAAUAUUGGUCGAAAUUUCAGAAUGGGUACCAUGUUGUCUAGGGACAGUGUUAAAACUCGUUUAUCUGGUAGUGGGAUGAGUUUUACAGAGUUUACUUACCAGGCUUUUCAAGCUUAUGAUUGGCUACAUUUGUUUAAUGAAUACAAAUGUUCAUUUCAAAUAGGAGGAAAUGAUCAAAUGGGUAACAUUAUGUCUGGUCAAGAACUAAUUAGUCGAAAAAAAAAUGCCAAAGUUUAUGGACUUACAGUACCACUAAUAACUACGGACUCUGGUGACAAGUAUGGUAAAUCAGCUCAAAAUGCUGUAUGGCUGAAUUCAGAUCGAACUUCACCUUUUGAACUAUACCAGUUUAUGAUACGAACAGUAGAUGCUGAUGUAGAAAAACUAUUAAAAAUGUUUACAUUCCUUUCAUUACCUGAAAUAGCUGAACUGAUGAGAAAACAUAAAGAAACACCCGAUAAACGAAUUCCUCAUGAAUCAUUGGCUCGUCAAGUUACCACAUUAGUGCACGGAGAAGCGGGUCUUCAAGAAGCAUUAGUAGCUACAUCAGCAUUAUAUGAUAACAGCAUUGAAACCCUUAGCACAUUAAGUGUUAAUGAUAUUUUAAAAAUAUUUAAUGGUGCAACUGUUGUUGAAUUAAUGCUUGAACCUGGCAUAACUGUAUUGAAAAUGGCAAUGAAAGCAAAAUGUUUUUUAACAGAAAGGGAUGCAUAUCGAAUAAUUUUAGCCGGUGGAUUUUAUGUUAAUCACCAGAGAAUAACCAAUAUAGAUGAAAUUGUUACUUUGUCUGUACACAUUUUACCGAAUAACAUUUCUAUAGUGAGAGUUGGUAAACGAAACUAUUGGAUUGUCAAGUGGAUAAUGUAAAAUAAAAAGUAUAAAUUUAGAUUACUGAAAAAGAAGAAUUGAUGUACUAGAUAAUAAAAUACAUUUUUGAAAAACAUAAAUAAAUUGUUUAUUUCA
Molecule: messenger RNA, 1506 nt
Organism: Rhopalosiphum maidis (corn leaf aphid)
Lineage: Eukaryota; Metazoa; Arthropoda; Insecta; Hemiptera; Aphididae
Gene: TyrRS-m
Product: tyrosine--tRNA ligase, mitochondrial
Exons: 10
Coding region: 1-1410 (469 amino acids)
Biological process (GO): tyrosyl-tRNA aminoacylation
Cellular component (GO): mitochondrion; cytosol
Molecular function (GO): tyrosine-tRNA ligase activity; ATP binding; RNA binding
Source: RefSeq, a predicted model, not a curated record